AUGCGAAUGAGCACUUGGAGCUUUUUGGUAGAGGAUAACCCUCCAGAUCCCGAGUCAAGAAUAGAGGCCAGACAGUUAAAUGAUUUGGUAUUUAGGGAGAACGCAGACUCCCUGUAUGCGCAAGAAUACUUCUCCACUGGAGUCAGACAACAGUUGCCUGAAAUCCAGGUUCCAGGUUUUGAUUUAGAUGGCCUCUCGCUGGAUCAAGCCACGGGAUUCCUUCAACUUUUCAACAAUUCUACCACGAUCAUUACCGAUAUUCCCCAGAAUAUAAUCAUCAACGGCCAGCAAAUGACGACUCGUAUCUCCCUAUCUGGUCUCAGUCCAGGCAUCAAUAGCCCCGAAAGCAGAAAUCCCGUGGAUACGCCCAUUGACGAAUCAAAGCUGGGAAAGGCAAUGACCAAACUUCCUGUCUGCUCUCGUUGUAAAAGCAACAGGAUAAAACGCGAUGUUAAUCUACCUGCUUGUCAUCGUUGUCUCAGGUCUGGUCAUGAUCGUUACUACUGGGAUUACGUUAUAGGGAAGGAUAUCGCCAGAAAGUACGAACCUAGUACGCCUAUUUUGAAUCCAUUCAUCGUAGCUGACACCGUGACUAGAGAAAUCCAUAUUUUGAAGAAGCAAAUAUCACUAGGUCUGAAAACCGAUCACAUAUCACGUCUCUCAUGUGGGUCUAAUUCAAUUGCCGAGUCAGCAUCACUCGGGAUUGUAGACUCCGUGGCAACUGUGACCAACUUUGGUCAUCGUGACCUGUCUUCAAAAGUCUUAUGUCCUUCGCCUUACACCUCUGCUUAA
Messenger RNA from Penicillium angulare, 792 nucleotides. RefSeq lists its product as uncharacterized. Gene Ontology annotation, molecular function: DNA-binding transcription factor activity, RNA polymerase II-specific; zinc ion binding. The record is from RefSeq and is a predicted model, not a curated record. The transcript has a single exon. Gene Ontology annotation, biological process: regulation of DNA-templated transcription. The coding region runs from base 1 to 792 and encodes 263 amino acids. Lineage: Eukaryota; Fungi; Ascomycota; Eurotiomycetes; Eurotiales; Aspergillaceae.